ACGGGAAUUAAGCUUACAAUUGAGCAUGGCACCGAUUGGUCAGAAAGGAUAUAUAAGCGCGAUAACACUAGUUCGCGGUCUCACUACUUUGUUACUAGUUUGCGAGAUCUACUUGGUAAAGCAUGUCUGGAGACGGCUGGAACCUGCAAGAUGACAUCAGUGUGGAUGAUCCAGAGAUGAAUGCACUAAUUCAGGAAGAAAAAGAUAGACAGAGGAAAGGUUUGGAAUUAAUAGCUUCAGAAAACUUUGCCAGCAAGUCCGUUCUACAGGCUCUUGGUUCCUGUUUGAACAACAAAUAUUCUGAAGGCCAGCCAGGACAGAGAUACUAUGGUGGCAAUGAAGUCAUUGAUAAAAUAGAACUGCUGUGUAAGAAGAGAGCUCUAGAAGCCUUUGGGCUAAGCCCCGAGGAGUGGGGAGUUAAUGUACAACCACAUUCAGGUUCUCCAGCCAACUUUGCUGUUUACACAGCCUUGGUAGGACCUCAUGGGCGCAUCAUGGGUCUUCAUUUACCAGAGGGUGGACAUCUCAGUCAUGGCUUCAUGACACCAAGUAAAAAGAUAUCUGCAACAUCGUUGUUCUUUGAAUCUUUUCCAUACAAACUAGAUCCUGUCACCGGACAAAUUGAUUAUGACAAACUUGCAGAAAAUGCUAAGUUGUUCUUGCCUAAGAUGAUAGUAGCAGGAAUAAGUUGUUAUUCUCGGCACCUUGACUACAAGCGUUUCCGAGAAAUUGCUGAUGAGAAUGGAGCUUACCUCUUGGCUGAUAUGGCUCAUGUGAGUGGUCUUGUGUCUGCUGGCGUAGCUCCUAGUCCAUUCGAAUUCUGUGAUGUUGUAACGUCAACAACCCAUAAAACCCUGCGUGGGCCCAGGUCAGGUCUAAUCUUUUUCAGAAAAGGUGUUCGUAAGGUGAACAAAGAUGGGACAAAGGAAAUGUAUGAUAUAGAGAAGAAGAUCAAUGAGGCAGUGUUUCCCGGACUUCAGGGAGGCCCACACAAUCAUCAGAUAGCUGCUGUUGCUGUGGCGUUGAAACAGGCAAACACACCAGAGUUUAAAGCAUACCAGAGACAGGUUAUUGCUAAUGCUCAAACGUUGGCUAAGGAAUUCUUAGCAAAGAACUACACUCUAGUAUCUGGUGGCACAGAUAAUCACUUGAUCUGGGUAGAUUUACGACCAAUGAAAAUAGAUGCCCACCGUGCUGAGGCCGUACUGGAACAAGUGGGUAUUGCACUUAACAAGAAUACAUGUCCCGGUGAUAAAAGUGCACUGAGACCAGGAGGUCUAAGAAUCGGAGCACCAGCCCUUACAUCUAGAAACUUGAAGGAAAAUGACUUUGUACAAGUUGUUGAUUUUAUUGACAAAGGAGUGCAGCUAACAAAAGAUAUCCAGGCCAGCUGUGGACCAACAUUGAAAGAGUUUAAAGCUAAAUUAGCUGAUGAUGAAAGUGUAAAGGCUAAACUGUCGACACUGAAGAAACAAGUUGAAGAGUUUGCCAUCAACUUCCCUCUGCCAGGCUUUGACAACUGGUGAUAGUGGUUAAUUGCUAAUAUACUGCUAUUUUGCAAUAAAAGUGGGAUUCAUUAUUUUCAUAUUAUUUUAAAGUGGGCAGAUUAUCAUCAGAAUUUCUGUAUGCUUUAUAUACAAUACAAGGUGAAUCAUGUGGAACACAAAGCCAACAAGUGUGGAUAAAUGACAUGUUUGGACUGCCCUGCAGAAGAGAUAUUCAGGUGGUUAGUGCAGGUUACACACAUCAUGUGAAGAAAAGAUCCUUUUUUUCUUGUCUAACUGGGAGGAACUGUUCAGAUUCUGAACAGGAUAUAAGUGUUCAGGAGAUUCUAUGUUAGAGCCUUUUUUUCACCAAACUGGAAGAGUUAAAACAAAAGUGUUCAGGUUGUUGCAUUUAACAGGAGUGGCUAAUCAUUGUGUUAGUCCCGAUACUAGUUAAGUUACACAUGAAAUCCAUUCUCAUGAAUGUGCAUUUUUUGCACUUGAUUGUAGAAGUUUGAAAGUUCACUUGUUUUGGUUGUAGUUCUUGUUCUUUAAAAAAAAUCAUGUUCAAUUGUUACUGGCUUACCUAUUAAGCUAUGUUUUGAUAUGUUGGUCAGUUGGUGCCAUUGUAAAAUUGUGAUAUCUUGAUAUUAAAUGGAAAAAAUAUUUCCUUUGUAUUUCGAAUUUUUAAACCAUUUGUUUUUGUGUUAUGCAUGUUACUGGUUUUGUAAGACUGUAAAUGUGUUCAUUAAGUAUUUGUUUCAGAGUUAAGCUUUCACUGAUAUGUAAUAUUUUUGAUCAAAUACAUUUUUAAUCAUAA
Molecule: messenger RNA, 2304 nt
Organism: Mercenaria mercenaria
Lineage: Eukaryota; Metazoa; Mollusca; Bivalvia; Venerida; Veneridae
Product: serine hydroxymethyltransferase, cytosolic-like
Exons: 7
Coding region: 123-1526 (467 amino acids)
Biological process (GO): tetrahydrofolate interconversion; folic acid metabolic process; purine nucleobase biosynthetic process
Cellular component (GO): cytosol; nucleus; cytoplasm
Molecular function (GO): serine binding; zinc ion binding; glycine hydroxymethyltransferase activity
Source: RefSeq, a predicted model, not a curated record